Molecule: messenger RNA, 1638 nt
Organism: Poecilia latipinna (sailfin molly)
Lineage: Eukaryota; Metazoa; Chordata; Actinopteri; Cyprinodontiformes; Poeciliidae
Product: perforin-1-like
Exons: 9
Coding region: 99-1637 (512 amino acids)
Biological process (GO): immunological synapse formation; defense response to virus; T cell mediated cytotoxicity
Cellular component (GO): membrane
Molecular function (GO): wide pore channel activity
Source: RefSeq, a predicted model, not a curated record
AUGUUGUAUAUAAAUAAGUCAUAAAAAUAACAAAAAUGUCAUGCAUUAUGUAAAAAACAGUUAAUUCCUUUUCUAUCUUUUUGCUUCUGACUACAGCGAUGCUGCCUGAUUCAACUUCAGCUUUCCUUCUCCUAAGCGUCCUCCUUGUUCACUCCUCUGUUCUGUCAUGUCGGCUCGGGACCCAAACAGAGUGUGAUGCUGCUCCUUUUUUACCAGGUCACAACCUGGUGGGGGAAGGUUUUGAUAUAGUCACACUAGAGAGGAAAGGAGCUCACGUGAUUAAUGUGAAGACUUACCUGACCGCUAGAAACACCUGUUUUCUCUGCUCCAACCCUCUUCAAAACGAUGUCUACCAAAAACUUCCAUCUUCUGUUGUGGACUUCCAUGCCGUCACUCAAUGCAAUCCUGAAAUCCACAGCAGUUUUCACACCUCUGCUAGCUCUCUGGUUGAGGCUUACACAUCCCUAGACGACAAUGAUUGGAUGGUUGGCUUGGAUGUUGAAAAGAUUUUGUUUGACAAGUUAGAUGUGGGAGGAACCGGCACCAAAGCCUACAAGUUUGUUUCACAAAGGAGCAAAGAGGAUCGCUACACUUUCAGCAUACACAGUGUCACCUGCAAACGUUAUGGAUUUAUAUUAUCAACCAAACCUCCCUUAAGCUUAGAGUUCGAAAAGCAGUUAGACGUCCUGCCAACUCACUACAACUCCUCCACUAAGAACGAGUAUAGAAAGCUGAUAAACGUCUAUGGCACACACUACUUCAGAAUGGUUAAUCUUGGAGGGCGACUGAGACGAGUGACAUCUUCACGAAGCUGCUUGUCCUCCAUGAAUGGGUUAACUCCAAGUGAGAUCCAUAACUGUUUAUCUAUGGGUGUUGCUGUUGGCUUGGGGAAGAUGAAACUCUCUAGUAUCCAGAAGUCUUGCAUUCGUGUCCUACUAAACAAGGACUCUGCCACUGGCUACAGCUCUGGUCUCCACCAACACUUCACAGAGGUGUCAGGAGGAAAUGGUUGGUUGGGGGAGUUUUCAAUUUCCCAAAAUGAUUCCAUGGGCUACAUGAACUGGCUAAAGAGCCUGAAAGAACAUCCAGAUGUUGUUUCGUUCACCCUUCGGCCUCUCUAUCAGCUGAUACGAAGCAAGUAUCAAAAGGAAGGGAUGAAAACUGCUAUUGAACAGUAUUUGCAGGAAAAUGCUGUGAAGAAAUCACCCGAAGAACCACACUGUAAAGCCAACACUCCUAACUGCUGCCCUCAGCACACCUCAAGGGGAACUCUAUCAGUGACCAUUGUUCGAGGCUGGGAUCUAUACGGAGAUGUUAUUGGACAAACUGAUGGCUAUGCCAAGAUGUUCUAUGGUUCCAUACAACGCAGGACCAAAAUGAUCGAAUCCAAUAAUCCGAAGUGGAACGCUGAGUUUAAUUUGGGCAAGGUUGACACAAGCCUGGUUCUGACGAUCGAGGUUUGGGAUGAAGACUGGAAAUCUGAAGACCUUCUCGUACACUGUGAGAAGUACCUGAGCCCUGGCACGCACACUUUCACGUGCAAAGGAAAAUUUGGAAACGUUGAGGCUAAAUACACUCUGACCUGUGAACCGUAUCUGACUGGAGAAAAGUGCAGUCGUUAUAAACCAUUUCCUUAGU